Molecule: messenger RNA, 1636 nt
Organism: Sesamum indicum (sesame)
Lineage: Eukaryota; Viridiplantae; Streptophyta; Magnoliopsida; Lamiales; Pedaliaceae
Product: serine/threonine-protein kinase 52
Biological process (GO): protein phosphorylation
Cellular component (GO): plasma membrane
Molecular function (GO): protein serine/threonine kinase activity; ATP binding
Source: RefSeq, a predicted model, not a curated record
UCACAUUACAUUACAUACAUUCAUAUUCACACACAAUCUCCCUCUCUCUCUCUCUCUCCAGUCUUCCCCUUCCCUCAACUAUCAAUUUUUUCCUCCUCCAUCGAUUCUCCUCUGACGUAAACUCAAGAAACCAAGGAAAAUCAAGAAAGUUACUUCGCCAUACAGCGCAGAUUCGUAUGUAUGUAUUUAUUUACAUAUGUAAGUAGAUAACACCAUUUUUCCAAGUAUCAGUUCAAGAAAGAAACAGGCAGAGAUGGAGAAAAGCAGUAAUGGGUUCGUGAGAGCAGAUCAGAUUGAUUUGAAAAGCUUGGAUGAGCAGCUGGAGAGGCACUUAAACAGGGCUUGGACUAUGGAGAAGAACAAGAAGAAGAAUCAAGAAGAGUCCUACUCCAGCUCCACCACAUCUACCGCCGCCGUCGCCGUCGCCGCCGUCCCCGCCCCCGUCCCCGCCGCCAUCACCCCCAGGAGGCAGAGGCAAGAGUGGGAGAUUGACCCCUCUAAGUUGAUCAUCAAGGGCGUGCUUGCGCGUGGCACCUUUGGGACUGUUCACCGGGGCAUUUACGACGGCCAGGACGUCGCCGUUAAACUGCUGGACUGGGGGGAGGAGGGCCAUAGGACAGAAGCUGAAAUAGCGUCUCUAAGAGCAGCUUUUACGCAAGAAGUUGCAGUGUGGCAUAAACUCGACCAUCCUAAUGUAACUAAGUUUAUAGGCGCGACAAUGGGCUCUUCGGACCUUAACAUUCAAACAGAAAACGGUCACAUUGGCAUGCCUAGUAACAUAUGUUGUGUUGUUGUGGAAUAUCUCCCUGGAGGUGCCUUGAAAUCUUACCUCAUAAAGAACCGGAGGAAAAAGUUAGCGUUUAAAGUAGUUGUCCAAAUGGCACUUGAUCUUGCUAGAGGGUUAAGUUACCUUCAUUCUCAGAAGAUUGUUCACAGAGACGUUAAGACGGAGAAUAUGUUGUUAGACAAGACACGGACCGUUAAGAUAGCUGAUUUUGGUGUUGCUCGUGUUGAAGCCUCGAACCCGAAUGACAUGACGGGGGAGACAGGAACCCUUGGUUACAUGGCUCCGGAGGUCCUAAACGGCAAUCCAUACAACAGGAAAUGCGACGUCUACAGUUUUGGCAUCUGUCUGUGGGAGAUAUAUUGUUGCGACAUGCCAUAUCCCGACCUUAGUUUUUCCGAAGUGACGUCAGCUGUCGUCCGACAGAACCUGAGGCCCGAAAUACCAAGAUGUUGUCCCAGCUCCCUCGCAAACGUGAUGAAGCGAUGUUGGGAUGCGAACCCAGACAAGCGGCCUGAAAUGGACGAGGUAGUUUCCAUGUUAGAGGCUAUCGAUACGUCGAAAGGUGGUGGAAUGAUCCCCGUCGACCAGCAACAAGGUUGUCUCUGUUUCCGCAAGUACCGUGGCCCGUGAAAAAAUUUUCUGUGUACAACUAGAUUUCUUGUGUAAUGAACGAAUAUCAGAGGAAACCGGAAUUAAUGAAGCCAGAAAUAUAUUUGACAGUGGUGGGUAUAGGCUGAGAAGCUGUGCUGCAUAUCUCUGCAUGGUGUGAAGCUUUGAAAAUGUUUAAACGUAGUGUUUUAUCAUUGACAAGCUAUCAUUAUUAAUUCAUUUUAUUCUCUUUUGUUUUGA